AGCUUUUUUCUUUUUUUAAAAAAAAUAAAAAAUUAACACUCAGUCUAUCUGUAAAAAAACCCAUCUCCGUGGUGCGUGUGCCCUUGGUUUACAAGUAGAACCUUCUAUAGACAUCUACUAGCACCUGAAAAAAAAACCAAGGGAACUGUCAAUCCCUACAUAAUGAACUCUGUAAGUGAGUGAGAGAGAAAGGUAGAAAGUGAUUACGUAUCUUAUGCUUUCUUUUCAAUAAGAGUUUAUUACGUCAAUUUUAUUAAAAGGCCGCAUGAAUCGUACAAAUAUAAAAAGAUGAAAAAAGUAGGUGUUUCCUAUUUCUUUCAACUUUUUUUAACACACAAUUAAAAAAAAAUAACUGAUAAAAUGACUAUUUCUGUUGGCGACUCUCUUCCUCACGAUGUUCUUACUUACGUUCCCUACGACCCUAAGCGUGACCCUAUGGCCUGUCCCGCACCUGUCAAAUUUGACCUUUCCAAAGAAUUAAAGGGUAAGAAGGCAGUUAUUUUUGCUAUUCCUGGUGCUUUCACCCCUACCUGUUCCGAACAACACGUCCCUGCCUUCUUGGAAAAGUACGACGAGUUAAAGAAAAAGGGAGCCGACCUUAUCAUUUGCGUUGCUGUUAAUGAUGGUUUUGUCAUGGAUGCCUUUGGACAACAUUUAAAGGUGAAGGAUAAAAUUAUCAUGGCCUCCGAGGGUGGAUCUGGAUUCUUUGAUCAUCUCGGUUUGACCUUGGACUUGACAAAGGCUGGUAUGGGUGUCCGCUCUCAACGUUUUGCUUUGGUUGUUGAUGACCUUAAGGUCACCUAUGUAGGUGUCGAUGAUUCUGGCGUUGAUAAGUCUGGUCCUGCUGGUGUAUUGACUGCUUUGUAAAGAAGUGAAAGAGAAAAAUGAUAUCCAAAUAAUAAAAUAAAACGCGCUUUUAUUUCUUUUAUUAUUAUACUAUAA
Molecule: messenger RNA, 942 nt
Organism: Mucor mucedo
Lineage: Eukaryota; Fungi; Mucoromycota; Mucoromycetes; Mucorales; Mucoraceae
Product: Redoxin
Exons: 2
Coding region: 361-867 (168 amino acids)
Biological process (GO): cellular response to oxidative stress; hydrogen peroxide catabolic process; cell redox homeostasis
Cellular component (GO): cytoplasm; peroxisome; mitochondrion
Molecular function (GO): thioredoxin peroxidase activity
Source: RefSeq, a predicted model, not a curated record